AUGAACCUCGCCCACACCGCUGUGCUCCUAUGGGUGUGGGGGAGCCUCCAGGCCUUCGAAAUUGUGGAGCAGGAGAAUAUUUUCCAGCGGACCCCCUGCCCAGCCUUUCUGAUGUUUGACAACGCAGCCUACCUGGCAGACAUGAGCUUCGAGCUUCCCUGCCGCUGUAAGCCUGAGGAGGUGUCCACCGUGGUGUGGUACUAUCAGAAGCACCUGGGCAGCGACCACACCAGAGUGCUCACGGACUUCGACGGGCGGGUGCUGACGGAGGAGUCCCAGGUGCGCGUGGGCAGCGACAUGCUGGUUCGCUUCAGCAUCCGCAUGUUCAGCCUGCUGGUUUUCCGGGCGCAGCCCGAGGACUCGGGCUUGUAUUUCUGCGGCACCCGCAAGGGGGACUACUUUUAUGCCUACGACGUGGACAUCCAAAGCGGGGAGGACAUGGUGGCCACCUUCAAGGACCAGGGCCAGGAGCCGUUCGCAGACGAGCACCACGGGAACCUGCACAUCUUCACCACCUUCUGGGAGUGGACCCCGUGCGAUCGCUGUGGGGUGCGAGGGGAGCAGUGGCGGAUUGGCCUGUGCUACCUGCAGAGCCCGGGGCUGUCCCCGCGCUACCGCAGGACCCUGCCCGACGUGGUGUCCUGUGGCUCGCAGGCCGUGCCCCAGAAGCUUCGGGCCCAGGCCAAGGAGCACACCCCCGAGCUCCUGGUGCAGAGCUGCGUGGUGCCCUGCGAGAAGAAGGAGGUUCGUGAGGGCUUGGUGGCCAUCCUCAGCUACGUGUCCAAGGCGGGCAGCCGGCCCUGGCUGCCUCAGGUGCCCAUCCAGUUCCACCAGCAGACGCUGGGGCAAGGACUCAUUAUCUCCUGCCCCGGGGCCCGGCCAGAGCACGCCGUGGCCUGGGACAAGGACCGCCAGUACUUCUACCGCACGCAGUACCUGCGAGGUGUCAACCGGUCCAUGCGGGUGUUCAUCGACCACGGCAACCACCUCCACAUCCGCUUCACCCAGCUCAGCGACCGGGGCAUCUACUACUGCUGGCGGCAGGGCGUGAGGGUCGCUGGCUUGCGGCUGGGUGUCACAGCCCGAGGCCAGUACCGGGCCUCAUUCUCGGACCCUGAGACUCGCUCCGCCCUGCAGCUCACCCUGAUAGGCUACCUGGUCAUCACGGCCGUCUUUGUCACCAUUCACCUCUGUCGCUGCUGCUGUUACUUAUCUCGCUGUUGGCCCAACUACUCCCCCUAG
Molecule: messenger RNA, 1242 nt
Organism: Neogale vison (American mink)
Lineage: Eukaryota; Metazoa; Chordata; Mammalia; Carnivora; Mustelidae
Gene: FAM187A
Product: family with sequence similarity 187 member A
Exons: 1
Coding region: 1-1242 (413 amino acids)
Source: RefSeq, a predicted model, not a curated record